This is a messenger RNA of Phialemonium atrogriseum, 1851 nucleotides long. RefSeq names its product riboflavin transporter MCH5. The transcript has 3 exons. Gene Ontology annotation, molecular function: transmembrane transporter activity. The record is from RefSeq and is a predicted model, not a curated record. The coding region runs from base 311 to 1714 and encodes 467 amino acids. Gene Ontology annotation, cellular component: membrane. Gene Ontology annotation, biological process: transmembrane transport. NCBI's taxonomy places the organism in Eukaryota, Fungi, Ascomycota, Sordariomycetes, Cephalothecales, Cephalothecaceae.
UCAGGACAGCCGAAGUCUUUCAACUCAUUUUUGCCACCUUCCCUUUAUGAAUCCAAAAUACCAUUUUGAUGCAUGAUUAAUCAGCUACUAUUACCUAAGUUGCUCGCCGAAUUACUCAUAGUUAUUCCCGAAAAGCGUUCCGACUCGGACCUUCCGAGUGAGGGGAGGGGCCGCCUUGGAAGAAAUGACCCACCACUGAGUCUGCAUCUGGGCAAUGGCCGUGUCUGGGAGAAUUUUUCACUUCAUGAUGGGUUCUGAAUAACUGUGGGAAAGAAAGGCAUGUUAUGUCAAGUAUUGUGUCGAGCUCAGGAUGGACGAACGGAAGACAUCUUUGAGUCGUGUUGGCGGCAACGGAUCUGUUGAUCAAGUUCCCCAAACUGAAUCGACAACUCUAGAGAAAUCAAUUAUCGGUCCGCCCCCGUUUGUUCCCGCCCCAGAUGCCCUGUCAAGCUCCGAGGCAGUCUCAAUCGCUGCAUCAGCUGCUGCAUCCUCUCACGGGCCCCAGGAAACGUAUCCUGAAGGCGGUCGAAGGGCGUGGCUCGUUGUCCUGGGCAGCUGGCUUGCCCUGUUCUCCUCUCUGGGCCUGAUGAAUAUCCUGGCAACGUUCCAGGCUUAUAUCACAACCCAUCAACUAGCCGGCCAUGACGAUGGCACCACCGGGUGGAUAUUCUCUGUAUAUACGUUCCUCUGUUUCUUCCUGGGCAUCUAUAUCGGGCCCAUAUUCGACAAGUACGGCCCACGAUGGUUGAUAUUCGCCGGCACUGUGAGCCUGGCCAUAAGUCUCAUGCUUCUUAGCAUCUGUUCCCAAUACUGGCAGUUCCUCCUCGUAUUUGGCAUCCUCUGUGGGUUUGCCACCUCUCUCCUAUUUACGCCGUCCAUUGCAGCGGUCGGUCACUUCUUCUUUGAGCGUCGUGGCCUCGCCACCGGCAUUGCAUCCACUGCCGGGUCGCUGGGCGGUGUCGUGUUCCCCCUGAUGCUGCCGAGCCUCUUCGAGAGCGUCGGCUGGGGCUGGGCGAUCCGCAUCCUGGGCUUCCUGUGUCUGACUCUCACGAUCGCCGCCAACUUCCUGAUCCGGUCCCGGCUGCCCCCGGCCGCGAACGCGAGCCCGCACCCAAACUUCCGCAUCUUCAAGGACAGGACCUUCCUGCUGACGACCGUCGCCGUCUUCUUCCUCGAGUUCGCGCUCUUCAUCCCGCUGACGUUCAUCUCGAGCUACGCCAUCAGCAAGGGCUUCGGCGAGGAGUUCUCCCUGCGGCUGCCGACCAUCCUGAACGCGGGCUCCUUCGUAGGGCGGAUCCUGCCGGGCUGGUACGCCGACAAGAUCGGGCCGUUCAACGCCAACAUCAUCUCGAUCGUCAUAUCUAUCAUCGCCUGCUUCGGCAUCUGGCUGCCCGCGGGGCAUACCACGGCCGGCGUAGUCAUCUUCUCGCUGCUGUUCGGCUUCACCAGCGGCAGCAACAUUAGCCUGAUCCCCGUCUCGAUUGGCCGGCUGUGCAAGACGCAGGACUACGGCAGGUAUUAUGCGACCUGCUACACGAUCGUCUCCAUUGCCUGCCUUAUUGGGAUCCCUAUCGGAGGGAAGAUUUUGAACGCGAACGACGGCGAGUACUGGGGGUUGAUCGUCACCACCGGAGUCAUCUACUGCGUGUCACUGGUUGCGUUCAUAGCUGCCAAGGUGGCUGCAGUCGGGUGGCGACCAUGGGCGAAGUUCUGAUGGCCAGACGCACAUGUAUGUGAACGAUUGCAAAACGGAUACAUGUAUAUAAUUCUGUAGAUACCCUCAAAUAAACCGAGGAGCCUGUUGAGCGUCGACCUUCGGGACUGUGAGUCUCGAGGCGCCUGGUUUUGGAU